Molecule: messenger RNA, 3240 nt
Organism: Parnassius apollo (apollo)
Lineage: Eukaryota; Metazoa; Arthropoda; Insecta; Lepidoptera; Papilionidae
Source: the annotation of a GenBank genome assembly
AUGUAUUCCUUUGAGGGAGACUUCAGGCGAAAGCCUCAACAAAAUUUAGCAGGUGCCAGUGCUCAACGCAAAACUGACAGAGAUUCUUUAAUAUUGCAGUCACAACAACAAAGGCAAAAACGAGAGGAACAUAGAAGGCGCCUAAACAGUACAAUUAAAAUCCAAGCCUAUGUGCGGAGCUAUCUUACACGGAAACAUUGCAAACAAAAUACAAGGGAGCAAUUUGAUAACAUAUUUCCAAGAGCUAAUGCUGAUAACCAAAUUCUUGUGUCCUCACUCGUGGCCAAGAUAUUGUUCUUUUAUGAUGAUCAGAAAGAUUUUAAUAGAUUGGUGUCAAUAUCACAGCUGUUAUUGAAACAGUGGCAAAAAGUGUUCCAAAGUGGUGGUUCAUCAAUUCAGAUAAGAAGAUUACUAGCACUACACCUUCGUUUGCUGAAAGAUGGUUCUGAGGUUCCAAUGGCAGUCCCAUUAAGAAUGCUAGAGGUUUUCACUUCUAUGCAAUCUGCAGUAUCUUCUAUGAGUUAUGAAGAAGCUGUUAAUAUUAUUGGUGGCACAUUUUUGUACUUGAUUAAAAGAGGCUAUUUCAAAGAUCUGCGCAAUCUAAUGUGUCAACGGACACCACCCCUCUAUGGAACGUCGCCAAAUCCACCUACUCCACUUUGCGGUGCAUUACUGGAUCUAAUCCAGAGGCCGAUUAAUCUGACAAUGCAAGUCAAUACAUCAGAGUAUGAAGAUACAGUUAUGACUGAAUUCACAUCAGCCUUCCUGUGUAACCCAUACCCAGAACCUGUGGAAAUGUAUAUACUACCAGCAUUAACACAUGAUCCCAAUCGGACGUUCCCCUUCCCAGCUUUAUUACGAUGUAUGCAGGAUGAAAGUAAAUUCGCUAGUGGAAAGUUAAGCAGUGACUCAUGGUUACUAUAUUCUGUACUGACGUUAGAACCUUCUGGCUUUGCAAACGAAAUACGCAAAUCUGAAAAUACGCGGUUGCCAAGCAACCCAAUUGUCUUGGAAUACUUGAAAGUACUGGCUAGACUCACUGAAAACGUCUGCAAUAAACAGAUAACGUAUGAAUAUGAAGAUUCGCUGUGCAGUCAAGAGACGGCGGCUGAUAAAGAUGACGAUAGCGACAGCGAAGUGGAGCCCAACCCGACAUCUGUAAGGGAGCAGACUCUUCUCACCAAAUGCAUAGAAAUGUUGAAUGAACCAGACAGAUGCGUGAUGAUGACGUGUUCGCAGAUCGGUGAGAAUGAUCUUAGUGAUGAGUUCCUGGAGUGUAUAUCGAAGAUAUGCCAUAAUUUGCUCUUAAGUCACAAGAUGGCGCUGCAUAAAUAUAGGCUGCUAUACACGCUGGCAUUCAAGCCGACGUUCGUGCGCGGCGUGUGGCGCUGGCUGAGCGGGCUGAGCCAGGCGUCGGCGUGCGGCGGCGCGGGCACGCCGCUGUUGGCGCUGCUGGCGCGCGGCGUGCCCGGCGCCGCGCUCGACCGCCUGCUGGCGCCGCUCGCGCUCUUCUGCGCGCUCUUCACGCUGCUCAUCGGCACGCUGCACGACACAGAGUUCUUCCGCGACACCGGCGACGACGACAGCUUCAGCUUGAGCGUGGGCGGCGCUACGCCGGGCGCGCGCACGCACGCGUUCGAGUUCUCGGAGCUGGGCGGGCUGUGCCGCGCGCUGCGUGCGCUGUGCCUGGGCCUGCUGGAGCUGGCUGUGCCCGACUGCCGGCCCGCGCGCACGCACUACGCGCACGCGCACCACACGCAGCCAGCCAACGCGCCCGCGUGGACCCAUCUUUUUAAGGUGAUGACGCAACUGCUACGCGCGCUGUACGCGCGCGACGAGCGGCUGCAGUUCAGCGCGGGUGCGGGCGCGGGUGCGGCGUGGGCGGGCGAGCACGACGACGACGCGGCCGAGGUGGCGGCGCUGGUCGCGUAUGCGCGCGCGCGCUCGCGCCACAACGCGCCGCUCGUGGACGCCGCGCGCGCCGCCAGCACCGAAGAGGGACCUCCAUUAACGAUCAAGGAAUUACGAAUGCUCACUAUAUUGAAAGAGAUUCCUUUCGUCAUGUCUUUUUCAACGCGGGUAUUGAUACUCCAGGCGUUACUUCUUAGAGAAAAGAGUGCCCAUUUGUACGAGCUGUCAAAUUUUAAUGAAGGCCCAACGAUAAACAUCAAUGUUCGUCGGACGCAUUUAUAUGAAGAUGCUUUCGAAAAGCUAAGCCCUGAUAAUGAACCUAACCUAAAAUUAACGAUGAGAGUGCAAUUUAUAAAUCAAGUUGGCGCGGAUGAAGCGGGCGUCGAUGGCGGUGGAGUUUUUAGAGAAUUCCUAUCAGAACUCCUCAAGUCCGCGUUCGAUCCCAAUCGAGGGCUGUUUCGCUUAACAAAGGAUAACAUGCUGUAUCCCAACCCAGGCGUGCACUUGCUGUAUGAUGAUUUCCCCAUGCAUUAUUAUUUCGUUGGAAGAAUGUUAGGAAAGGCCCUGUACGAGAGCCUGCUAGUGGAGCUGCCGCUGGCGGAGUUCUUCCUGAGCAAGCUGUGCUCGUCGCGCGAGGCGGACGUGCACGCGCUGGCGUCGCUGGACCCCGCGCUGUACCGCGGCCUGCUGCUGCUGCGAGCGCACCGCCGCCAGGACGUGCCCGACCUCGGCCUCGACUUCACGCUGCUCAGCGACGAGCUCGGCGAGCAAAAGAUAGAGGAACUGAAGCCAGGUGGUGCAAACAUUCCCGUUACAGCAGAAAACAGAAUAGAGUAUAUUCACCUCGUUGCUGAUUAUAAACUUAACAGACAAAUAAGGUCCCAGUGCAAUGCAUUUAAGCGUGGAUUGACCUCUGUGGUGAACGCCGAAUGGCUGCGCAUGUUCUCGUGCAGAGAAUUACAGUUGCUAAUAUCGGGUGCCGAGGUUCCCAUCGAUUUAGAGGACUUAAAGCGGAAUACGCAUUAUGCAGGUGGUUUCUCGCCAACGCAUCCGACGGUACAGUGUUUCUGGAAAGUGGUCGAAAAUUUUACGGACGAUCAGAGGCGGCAGCUCUUGAAGUUCGUCACGAGUUGCUCCAGACCGCCCCUGUUGGGUUUUAAGGACCUUAUCCCGUCUUUCUGCAUCCAAUCUGCGGGCUCCACGGAUCGGCUGCCCACUUCCUCCACUUGCAUGAACCUACUGAAGUUGCCAGAGUUCCCCUCUGAAGAAGUCCUCGCAGAAAAGUUGCUCUAUGCGAUACAGGCCGGUGCCGGAUUUGAACUUAGUUAA